AUGGGCUAUUGGCAAAUUCAAACUAAGACUAGAUCCAAUACCAAUUGCUUCAACAUGCAUCGAAUGCUGCUGUACACUUUGGUUAUCGUCGCCCUCGCUUUGGUCCAGGCCUGCCAUCAGAUCCAUUAUAAUCUGACAUUUCCUGCUGUGAAUCAAGUCUGUUCUGAGCUCAGCCUUGGCCAGAGUUUGACGAGGGAUCUGUCCACGAUGUCGAUGUCGUUGUCGGUGUCUCCUCUGGCGCCCAAUCUUUGCCGCCAUGGGAACCAUUUUACGCUGGGGCAUUAG
Drosophila persimilis is the source of this 285-nucleotide messenger RNA. RefSeq lists its product as uncharacterized. NCBI's taxonomy places the organism in Eukaryota, Metazoa, Arthropoda, Insecta, Diptera, Drosophilidae. The record is from RefSeq and is a predicted model, not a curated record.